AUGGUUAUUGGUCAACAUCAAGCAGGUGUAGGCAUCUGGAAAAUAGCUAAAUCACUAAAGGUAGAGCCGUUUACAAUAUCUAGAAUUAUUAAAAAAUUUAAGGAUACUGGAACUGUCGCGGACAGAAAACGAUCCGGGCGACCUAGAAAGACGACUGAAGCUGAAGAUAGACAAAUAGUAAUCAUCAGUAAACACAACAGACGUUUUCCAGAAAUUGCUACUGAAAUCAAUCGUGGCCGAAAGGAUCCAGUGUGUGUUUUAACUGUAAAAAGCAGACUUAACAAAGCCGAUUUAUACAGAAGAAUAGCUGUGAAAAAAUCUUUGCUUCGGUCAAAAUAA
Messenger RNA from Pseudomyrmex gracilis, 339 nucleotides. RefSeq lists its product as uncharacterized. NCBI's taxonomy places the organism in Eukaryota, Metazoa, Arthropoda, Insecta, Hymenoptera, Formicidae. The coding region runs from base 1 to 339 and encodes 112 amino acids. The record is from RefSeq and is a predicted model, not a curated record. The transcript has a single exon.